CACAAACUUUUUCAUGUAAGGUCGUACCGGGCCUAAUUUUCCCAUCUUGUCCUGGAUCAACCCAAACAAUCACGAAUCACCCUUACGGAGUACAUGUCAAAUUACCUAUCUAAUCAAUAAAGUGAAGAAAAAAGAAACCAUUUCCAAAUUCCUGCUUUGAACCCAAAUUUUGAGAGACACAGUAAUCGUCGGCGCUUCAAACCCUUGAAUCAUCGUACUCGGUCGGUUCAUACUUACCAUCAUCACAUCGUUAGCUACAAUCCAUUAAUCUGGAGCUCGUUUAUCAAGUUGAAGAGAGAUUGUGAUGCUCUGGUUCAUAUUAGCUGCUGACUUUGUGGGUACCAUUGCUUGAUUGGCAUCAUUUUCCAUGUCCAAGAUUAUGGAUUUAAAUGGUAUGAGUAACGAGACCUCUGACCGAAGGAUUUACGUCGGUAACAUUGAUCAUAGAAUUUCUGAGGCUACUCUGCUCAAGAUGUUUUCUCCAUUUGGGAAGAUUGAAUCUGAGGACUUCUUGUUGCACACCCGGGGACCAAAACGAGGAGAACCACGUGGCUUUGCUUUUGUCCAGUAUAGCACGAAAGAGGAAGCUAGACUAGCCAAGGAGAAGAUGCAUGGGAGGUUGGCUUGUGGACGCCCUUUGGUUGUACGCCUUGCUAACGAGAAAUCUGCUGCUGAAACGGUGGAAAGUUCAUCUAAGGUUGCUGGAGUUGUGAGCAGAUCAAUCCAUUCAGGCAAUUCUUCUGGACAAAUGAGUCGAAGUGCAAAAAUUGCCGCAAUAAAGAAUAAGUUGAAGGUGCUGGAAGAUGAUGGCAGUAGAGCAAAGAAGCAGAAGCAGGUUGAGCACUAUUCAUCCUAGCUCUUUAACAAUGGUUUCUCAUCUGUAACGUGGCGUAAUGAUUCAUGAGUGAAAGCGAUACUAGCACAUUUACACCUGUGUGCUCUGUUGGUUACUGUAACAGCCUGACUGUUUCUGCACCUUGCUGAUUCUCUGUAAAUUAGGAGUAAGUUAUAGAAAUUAUUUUGGUAGAUUAUUACUUGCAUUUGAUUGUCGAGCAAAUAAAUUAUGCAUCAUAUAGUUGUCAGAGGGAAGGGAUUUUUUAAUGUUAGAAAUCAGCUUUCAUGAAAGUUGCUACAGAUAUGAAAUUUUGAAGCUUCCAAAUGAUCAUUACUCCU
Molecule: messenger RNA, 1173 nt
Organism: Chenopodium quinoa (quinoa)
Lineage: Eukaryota; Viridiplantae; Streptophyta; Magnoliopsida; Caryophyllales; Amaranthaceae
Product: probable RNA-binding protein 18
Exons: 5
Coding region: 368-856 (162 amino acids)
Molecular function (GO): RNA binding
Source: RefSeq, a predicted model, not a curated record